AAUCAAACCUCGACGGUACGCCUUUGUUGACUUCAGUGCCAGUUAUUGAGACUACUGCGAUAGUAGACUGGCGAGAAGUAUUCAGUUGAUGGUAAAGAAUCAUUGAUGAAAUAACGAUUUGAGGAUACCAGGUGGUCAGUGAAUGGACUUUAUCUGUCUUUUAUAUACAUAAAGAAAAGAAAGAUGGAGGCCAAUAUAUCGAAUAACGCUAACUUAUCCAUAUUCUUCCGCUACAGUAUAGCUCAACUGCACGAAAAAUUUGCACCAACCGCUGCUGCUAUUGACCAAUCUGUUACUCCUAUUCUUUAUUUUAUUGGAAUUUUAACCAAUCCACUGUCAGCUUAUAUCUGGUUGAACCGAAAUACAAGAAAGAACAAUUCAAGUGCCAUAUACCUUGGAACCUUAUCAAUAUCUCAUUUUACUUUCCUCAUACUUCAUAUUUUCGUGGAAUUAAACUAUGCAUGGGGUGUAAAAUCUUAUAAUGACUACAUAUCGUGUGAAAUAUUCAAUGUAGUUUAUUAUAUACCCCAAUAUUUAGCGCCUCUCUUAGUCUUGGGUUUUACCGUUGAACGAUAUAUUGCUAUAUGCUUUCCCUUCAGCAAAGAGAAGUAUUGUACUGUACACAGAGCAAUUAUGGUCAUCGUUGGAUUAUCUGUGCUUUCGGUGCUACUGUGUAUCGUCCAGGCGUACUUCUGGACCUACGAUCCGCGAAAACAGGACUGCAACCAUCGACCCGAAGCUGUAGAAGGUGCACAAGCUAGCAUUCUAUCCAUAUGGACCUGGAUCAGUGAACUUCUAAUAUUCGGCAUUCUUCCUUUAGCAGCUUUAGUGUUCAAUGUGUUAGUUAUUAUGGAAAUUCGUUCUCUGACGGCUGGUGGCCCGGCUUACAUGUCAUCCGGUGGCGGCCAGGCGGCAUCCACCAUAACACUUCUUUGCGUUUCGUUUUACUUGAUUUGUACGUGGUUGCCUGCUACAGUAGUGUAUUCGCUUCAACAAGCUAUUCAUAUCGGCGGCGAAUAUUUAACAGACGACCAAAUUGCUGCUGAUUCAACAUGGAAAGGCUAUUUUACGUAUUACAUUGUUCGUAAAAUAGUAGAGGAGAUCACAUUGUCAAAUUCAGCCUGUUAUUUUUUUAUCUAUUAUAUUACUGGAAAACAUUUCCGUGAAGAAACCAAAUUGAUAUUGGGAAUUAAGAAAUGUUGUAAACGCCCCACAAAAGACUCUGGACUUUCGGAUUAUCAAACUGUCUCGAAGACCAAAAAGAUCACUAAUGGGAAUUCAUACGCCACAAAUGUGUGACCUUGAUAAUUCUAUAGAUACGAAGCUGUUCAGAUGAUUUAUGAAGACUUCGUUGAGGUUAUAUACGCUCGAGUCAUUACACUUAUUAAGUUCUCAUGGUAUACAUAUGAUAUAUGACUUGCUAAUAACAGUUAAUGGUGCAGAAAGCAACUGUGUCUUAAAGGCAACGGUGUCGAUAAGUAAAGUGAUUUGGAACUUUCUGGCGAUAAUGGUGCCAUACAGCUUCUAUACUGCUUUAUAAAUGUCUAUUAAUAAUCUUUGCUUGUUAGAUAAAUAAUUCUUAAAUUAUGU
Molecule: messenger RNA, 1590 nt
Organism: Patella vulgata (common limpet)
Lineage: Eukaryota; Metazoa; Mollusca; Gastropoda; Patellidae
Product: growth hormone secretagogue receptor type 1
Exons: 2
Coding region: 184-1299 (371 amino acids)
Biological process (GO): G protein-coupled receptor signaling pathway
Cellular component (GO): plasma membrane
Molecular function (GO): G protein-coupled receptor activity
Source: RefSeq, a predicted model, not a curated record